AUCAGUUCGAAUUGUGAGGUUGCACAGAGCAGACGACGAGCAGUUAACCGCGUUCCACAAAACUCGUUGAGACGCGUGUUUUUGUGUUUUUUUCAAUCAAAUAUUACAACGAAAUCGAAAAAAAAAGAAUAUACUAUAUGCCUGUAGGUGUAUAUGCGCGCAGUGCAGCAACAAUCGUUAAUUAAUUCAACGCUAAUCGUUCAUCGAUCGUUGCCUUAAACCUGAUUUUAUAUUUUUUGUAAAUUGAUCGCGUUGUGUGUGUGUGUAGCAUGUUGCCAGCCACUGGGCCAGGCGGCCGUAGCUGCUGACCAAGGCUAAUUUAAACCAGCAAUAACAACAAUAACAACAACAACACUCAAAGCCAAACUGCAAUUGUAGCCAAAGCACAAACAGACAAAAAAUAAUAUUAUUAAAAAGAAAAACAAUCAACGUUUCGAUUUGCCAACGACAACGGAGGCUGUUGCUUACAAAAAAAAAAAAAAAACCCCACAAAAAAAGUGUCAAUUACAACAACCGCAGCCGCACAACACACCCAAACACACACACAUAUACACACACACAAUGGCCAGCAUACGUGCGCAUUCGCUGCUGCUGUUGCUGCGGCUUAUGUUGCUGCCGUUGCCGUUGCUGUUGCUGCUGCUGAUGUUGACAGGCGGCGCACAGAGCACGCGCCUGCCGCUGGAGGUGUACGAGCUAACGCCAACGGCCAGCACUGACAGCGAUGCCAAGCACAAGAGCUUGGAAUAUGCCAUCUACGAUCCCAAAGAGCUAACAGGUGCGCCCAAGGCAGCGGCAGCAGCAGCAGCAGCAACAACAACCACCAGCAGCACGGCGAGGCCAAGCAGCGAAAAGCCGCUAACUAUUGCCGUGGUCAGCAUCUCAGCGGAGCAGCAGCAGCAGCAACAGUCGGAGCUGGAGCCUGCCACACAGGCGGGGCGACGUGCGCGCCAAAUGCUGCAGCAGCAACAUCGACUGAGCAGCAGCAGCAGCAGCAGCAACAAGCAUGCGCACAGCGUCAAGGAUCUGCGCAUACUCUACCAAGUUGGGGACUCCGAGGCUGAUUUGCCCGUGUGUGCACCGAAUGCGGUCUGCUCCAAGAUCGACCUGUACGAGACGCCCUGGAUAGAGCGCCAGUGUCGCUGUCCCGAAUCGAAUCGCAUGCCCAACAAUGUCAUAGUGCAUCAUCAUGAGCACCCACAUGGCACGAUGUCUGAGGGCCAGAAAUAUCGCAGCUACUACGAGAAGGAGAAACUGUUGCAGCACAAGCGCCUGCUGCUGGACAAGAAAUACGAGAGUUUGCAUCUGAAGAAGCUCAUGCAGAAACUGGGCGCUGUUUACGAGGAUGAUCUGCAGCUGCCAUCUGCGGGAGACUAUGUGGAACGUUCGCCGGACUACAACGAGGCGCUGCCGCCGGCCUACGAGGAGCUGGCAGACAACGAACUGCCCCAGGCGCCAGCACGCGGCGCGACGCACAUGCGUCACUCGGGUCAUCGCGGUCUCAAGGAAGCAGUCAGCUUUAUUGGCGGCUGCCCGAGCAAUUUGGGCGUGGAAGAUGGCCACACAAUAGCCGACAAGACCAGGCACUACAAGCUGUGCCAGCCGGUCCACAAGCUACCCGUUUGCAAGCACUUCCGUGACUACACCUGGACACUGACCACCGCCGCAGAGCUGAAUGUCACCGAGCAGGUCGUGCACUGUCGUUGUCCCAAGAACUCUGUUACCUAUCUGGCCAAACGCGAGCCAGUGCCCAACAGCAGCACAGCCUAUCGCUAUCUCUUCGCCUGCUCCCCGCUGACGCGCCUACGUUGCCAGCGCAAGCAGCCGUGCAAGCUGUUUACGGUGCGUAAACGUCAGGAGUUUCUCGACGAGGUCAACAUCAAUUCGCUGUGCCAAUGCCCCAAGGGUCAUCGCUGUCCCAGCCAUCACACACAGUCGGGCGUUAUAGCGGGCGAGAGUUUUCUGGAGGACAAUAUACAGACAUAUUCCGGCUAUUGCAUGGCCAACGAUUGAUAUGGAUAUAUAUAUGGGUUUAUAGGUUUAUCUAGCACUCGACUGAGCCAAUUGAGUCUCGCCAAGUUAACAAUUAAAACUGAAAACUAAAACUACAAACUACAACUAAUUUAUGUGCAUGUGUGUGAAUGUGUGUGCGUGUGUGUGUGUGUGACUGUGCGUGUAUAAAAGGGUUUUUUGUUUUUUAGUUGCUACCAAAAUUUUGGUCAUAAAUCAUAAAAAAUUAAUAUACAUAUUAAAAUAAUAAUAAUAAAUACGAAUAUUUAAUUAGUUCUAAGACGCAGUUUUGUUAUACAAAUCAUUUGUAAUAAAUAUUUAUAAAAAGCGUUCUUAAAUCUGUAACAUAGCACACUAUAUAAUUAUAUAGCCCCCCCCCACUCUAUGUCCCCCUCUUGUAUUAGUUGUAUAUAUUAAAAGCAAUUUGCUUUUUUUUUAAUUUAAAACCUAAAGUACAGCAAUUUCAAAGCAUUACAUUUAAUUCCAACUUCGAAUAAAUCCCACAAGUGCCAAAUUAGUAUGCAGUGAAAAAUUCUGAAAAAGUUAUAUACGAAAAACAGUUUGAAACUGUCGCAACUAACAAAUUUGCACUAAAAAAGUACACUUAAAAAAAUAAUGCAAGAGAAAGUUUGAAUAAACAAAUUCGAAAAUAUGUUUGCUUUAAUAUUUUUAUGAAAAUAUAUACAUAACUACUUUAGAUAUUAGUCGUAACUUUGUAAUUGUAAAAUUCUUUCAACUGUAAAAUUCUCUUUAAUCCUUUAAUCACAUUGUAAUCAAUUCCCCCAACGAAUGUACUAUCCAAGUAUUUGCGCUAUUUAAGUAUUAGGCACUAUAUUUCGGCGUGUGUUUUUUUUAUUAUUAUUUUUAUAAAGACCAAAAGGAGCAAAAAUAAAAUAAAUUAUGUAUACGGAAGGAAAUAUUUUAACUACACUUAAAA
Drosophila virilis is the source of this 2944-nucleotide messenger RNA. It is a transcript of the gene aos, whose product is annotated as protein argos. NCBI's taxonomy places the organism in Eukaryota, Metazoa, Arthropoda, Insecta, Diptera, Drosophilidae. The record is from RefSeq and is a predicted model, not a curated record.